Molecule: messenger RNA, 1702 nt
Organism: Arachis ipaensis
Lineage: Eukaryota; Viridiplantae; Streptophyta; Magnoliopsida; Fabales; Fabaceae
Source: RefSeq, a predicted model, not a curated record
UUAAGCAUCUAGGGCUCUCUGGUGGGUGGGUCUCAAUAUAUAGAUUUACUUUGUUUAACAGUAGUAUCUAUGAUUAGUUAUUAAUGUGUCUUAACAAAGAAGUGAUCAAGUUUCUCUUCUUGUAAACAUAGAAGUGAGGAGGAAGUAAUAUUAUGCAGAAAAAAAAGCUGCAGAGUGUGUUGGGAAAUGGUGAGAUCAGAGUUGAAAAAGCAGAGCAACAACAACCAUGUGAAUGUGAUUGUGAUUGUGUUGAUCAAGCUUGCACUGUCAUGCCUCUUGUUGGGUCUAGCCAUCCACCUCCUCUUCUUCUUCUCUGAUUCAUCCCACAAUGAGCUUCUCCGUGCUUCAACCAACCAAACACAAACCGCCGCUAACAAUAAUGUGGAUGAACAAGAAGAAGAAGAAGAAGAAAAGUGUGAUCUUUUUGUGGGAGAUUGGGUGGCUGACCCAUCUCCCCCACUCUAUACUAAUGAAAGCUGCCUUCUCAUUGAAGAUCACCAGAACUGCAUGAGGAAUGGACGCCCUGAUUCUGAGUUCCUCUACUGGAGGUGGGCCCCACGGGCCUGUGGGCUACCCAGGUUCAGCCCAACCAAGUUCCUUCAUAUGAUGAGGGAUAAAUCAUGGGCUUUCAUUGGUGACUCCAUCUGCCGUAACCAUGUUCAGUCUCUACUCUGCAUUCUCUCCCAGAUAGAAGCAGCCCAAGAGGUGUACCAUGAUGAGGAAUUUAAAUCAAAGAUAUGGAAGUUCCCUUCUUACAACUUCACACUCUCAGUAAUAUGGACCCCGUUCCUUAUCAAAGCAGAUAUAUUCGAAGACUCAAACGGAGUUUCGUCCUCUGAAAUCCAGCUUCAUCUCGACACCCUGGAUCACAAAUGGACCAACCAAUACCACAAUUUCGACUACGUCGUCAUAGCCGGAGGCAAAUGGUUCCUCAAGACCGCAAUCUACCACGAAAACAGAACCGUCAGGGGAUGCCAUUAUUGCCCUGGAAAGAAUCUGACGGAGCUAGGAUUCGACUACGCAUACCGCAAGGCGUUGCGGCAGGUCUUCCAUUUUCUAACAAACUCUAACCAUAAAGCAACCGUUUUCUUCAGAACUACCACACCGGAUCACUUUGAGAAUGGAGAAUGGUUCAGUGGUGGUUAUUGCAAUAGAACAGUACCUUUCAAAGAGGAUCAAGUGAGGCUAAGUGACGUAGAUUCCAUCAUGCGAGGGAUUGAACUCCAAGAGCUUGAGAAGGCGACAGCGUGGGAACAUGGCGCCAGGCUGAAACUUUUGGACACGACAAGAUUGGCUUUGUUGAGGCCUGAUGGACAUCCAGGACCGUACAGACAGUUUCAUCCCUUUGCAAAUGAUAUGAAUGCGAAAAUUCAGAAUGAUUGUUUGCAUUGGUGUUUGCCGGGACCAAUUGAUUCAUGGAAUGAUAUUCUACUACAAAUGUUGCUCAAUGCCAGAUCUUAGUUUCACACAACGGACACACUCAUCCAACCAAAUUGUUUUCGUCUUGCACUUCAAAAAGAAAAACAAUUAUAUAGUGUAUUCAUGUACAAUUGACAUAAAAAAUUUACCAAAUUUAACAAGUGAAUUUCUGUGUUCCUUUAAAAAAAAUGAGUUCACCAGUCUUCAGUCCUUUUUAUUGUCACCAAACUUCAAACCUUGAAAAAGGUAAUUGUUGGGAACCCCUAUUUUUUGGUUCAAAAUC